This is a messenger RNA of Acanthisitta chloris (rifleman), 1402 nucleotides long. It is a transcript of the gene WNT9A, whose product is annotated as wingless-type MMTV integration site family, member 9A. The record is from RefSeq and is a predicted model, not a curated record. Gene Ontology annotation, cellular component: extracellular region. The transcript is spliced from 3 exons. Gene Ontology annotation, molecular function: frizzled binding; cytokine activity. Gene Ontology annotation, biological process: neuron differentiation; cell fate commitment; canonical Wnt signaling pathway. Bases 41 to 991 code for a protein of 316 amino acids. Lineage: Eukaryota; Metazoa; Chordata; Aves; Passeriformes; Acanthisittidae.
GGGGAAUGAACCCCUGACCAUCCUCCCUCUGACCUCAGAAAUGGAGGAAGCUGCAGUGAAAGCCCACUACAAAGUCUGUGACCGCCUGAAGCUGGAGAAGAAGCAGCGCAGGAUGUGCCGCCGGGACCCUGGUGUGGCCGAGACCCUGAUGGAGGCUAUCAGCAUGAGUGCCCUGGAGUGCCAGUACCAGUUUCGCUUUGAGCGCUGGAACUGCACCCUCGAGGGUCGAUACAGGGCGAGCUUGCUAAAGAGAGGUUUUAAGGAGACAGCCUUCUUGUACGCCAUCUCCUCCGCAGGGCUGACACACGCCAUGGCCAAGGCCUGCAGCGCGGGGCGGAUGGAGCGAUGCACCUGCGACGAGGCCCCUGACCUGGAGAACAGGGAGGCUUGGCAGUGGGGAGGCUGUGGUGACAACCUGAAAUAUAGCAACAAGUUCGUCAAGGAGUUCCUAGGGAGGAAGCCCAACAAGGACUUGCGAGCCAGGGUGGACUUCCACAAUAACCUUGUGGGCAUGAAGGUCAUCAAGGCUGGAGUGGAGACAACCUGUAAAUGCCAUGGGGUAUCUGGAUCCUGUACUGUCCGAACGUGCUGGAGGCAGCUCUCUCCAUUUCAUGAAAUAGGGAAGCAGCUGAAGCAGAAGUAUGAGACAUCGCUCAAAGUGGGCAGCACUACCAACGAGGCCACAGGGGAAGGAGACAUCUCCCCACCCAAGAAAUCCAUCCCUGGUCACAGUGAUCAAAUCCCAAGGACUACGGAUCUUGUCUACAUUGACGAUUCCCCAAGCUUCUGUAUGAUGAGUCGCUACUCCCCUGGGACCUCGGGAAGGAAAUGUUACAAAGACAAGAACUGUGACAGCAUCUGCUGUGGGCGAGGGCACAACACGCAGAGCCGUGUGGUCACACGGCCAUGCCAGUGCCAGGUCAGGUGGUGCUGCUAUGUGGAAUGCAAGCAAUGCACCCAGAGAGAAGAGGUUUACACCUGCAAAGACUGAUGUCUUCUGCUUGAUGGCAACCCUUGGUGAUGGGCGAUGGUGAUCUAUGAGAACUACAUAUGGAGACAAACAGGGUUUGAUUGACCUUUUGGGAUCUGAAAGCUAUGUCGAGACAUAAGCACUUUGUAGGGUACAGGUGACCCAGCUGUGUUGCUGUUUUGUUGUUGUUUUUUUUGUUUUCCCGUAGACUGAACUUUAAUGAGGUCCAACCAUGUGGAAAUAAGUGCCUGUCACACUGGGGUUAGACACCAGUUGACCUUCACCUUAGUCAUCUACACAGUUUGAUGGAUCAUUUAUCCUUGGAACAUCUUGCUCAUUGCACCAAUCCUCCAUGAACUCCUGGGCUGAUAUAUUCUCUUUGGCAUAAAUAAUCCAUACUACUUUAUUCCUGAAGCUUACCCAACUGCUUAG